Molecule: messenger RNA, 2792 nt
Organism: Labrus mixtus (cuckoo wrasse)
Lineage: Eukaryota; Metazoa; Chordata; Actinopteri; Labriformes; Labridae
Gene: lratd2a
Product: LRAT domain containing 2a
Exons: 1
Coding region: 501-1319 (272 amino acids)
Source: RefSeq, a predicted model, not a curated record
AAAGCGUUGCUGUGCUCAGUGUGUAGCUGACAGGAGAGUGGUGAUGUGGAGACACACACAGGUCUGAACUCAGAGCCGGACAGAUCUGCUGCUCGGCGCGGUGGACUACUUUAUCUGCUCUACAGACGUAAAUAGCCUAUAGAUCAGCCGGUCGAGGAUUUGGAUUUUAACUGCCAGUGUUUCCUGUUUGACAGCUGAACUUUACGCAGUGUUACAGCAGGUGAGUCUACAUGGCUACACCUGAGGGACAAUUCUCAUCGAAACCAGUUUGUUCUCUCCUCCGGAACUCCACUUGUUGAUGGAAAACAUCAGGCUAUCCGGGCAGUCGUUUCACGGAGUUAUUCUUAUGCGUAAUUUGGACAAAGCCCCUGUCUGGCGGCAGGGCUGAGCAAGUUUAAAACCCUGCGAGGUUUAGUAGCAGACGGUGGUGAUGUCUGGAUACCGGUAACAGCUCAUCAGAUCGUGUUACACACUCAGCCUGCCGCCAGGUGAGCAGCGGCAUGGGGAACCAAAUGGACAGGCUGUCACAUUUAAGUUACGCAGAAGUUCCCACGGUGGACCCGAACGGCGUGGACACGGAAGAGGGUCCACGGAUUGGCGUCUCUUACAUCUUUUCUAACGACGACGACGAGCUGGAGGACGGCUGCGCGGCGGAUGGCACACAGAGAGACCCGAAGCAGGAAGAGAAACACUACGAUCAGCGCGACGAGGUGGAGUGCGCCGUCUACAACAGAGAUGAAUGCAUUUACGAAAAGAGCACCAAGAGUGCCAGCCUGGAGGUUUACUCUCCUGAGAAUCUACUCAACAAAUGUAAAGCGGGGGAUCUGGUGGAGUUUGUGGCCACGGGGCAGUACCCACACUGGGCGGUUUAUGUUGGGGACUUCCAGGUGGUGCACCUGCACAGAGCCGAGGUGAAAAACAGCUUUCUGACGGAUGCAAGUCAAGGAAGGAGAUGCAGGGUUGUAAACGACUUUUACAAAUUCAAAGCUCUGGGUGCGGACAUGGUGGUGCAGAACGCGAUGGAGCAGGUGGGCUUAAAGGACCGAGAGCUGAGCUGGAGGAACUCUGAGUGCUUUGCAGCCUGGUGUAUGUUCGGUAGGAGGGAGUUCAAAAUGGGCGGGGAGAUCCGGAUAGGCAAACAGCCGUACAGGUUGAAAAUCUUCAUGUCGGACAAGCAAUCGCACACGCUGGAGUUCCAGAGUUUGGAGGACAUGAUCAUGGAGAAGAGGAGGAACGAUCAGCUGGGCAGGAGAGCCGUGCUGCAGGAGCUGGCUGCACAUUUCAGCAGCGUGGAGGCGAUACAAAGUGAACGGCUCUGACUGAUGUGUGCCCUUUCCAAACAACGGAGUACAAUACCAAACUGUUACACCCUGCUUUAAUCUAUAGCAAGCCUCAUUUCUGACUUUUUCUUUUUUGAAUUGGAGCCAAAAUGACAAAUACGAUAAAAUGACAACAUUAUUGCCUUAAGACACAUUGAUGCUGAAUGGCCUUAGCAAUUUGAAUUUAGUUAUCUGAAAGAAAUUCAAUUUGUCAGUAGGGCUGUUUUUUUUUGGUCCACUCAGAAUGUAUAGAUUUAUAAAAGCUUUACACAUCUGUCUUAAAGUGUCCGGAUUCUGUAUGUAAAGUGUCCCUGUUCAUGGUGUGUCCUGCUACUUGAUCCUCCCUGAGCUCUCACAGAGACAUCUGAGUGUCAGAGCUGCAAACAAGAAGGAUCGUGUCUGCCUUUAAGGGUCAUAUUAUCAAACCAGCACAUCUGAUUGUGGAGUUUGUUUUGUUACACUGAUCAGAAUCUGUCUCGACUGUACCCGAAAAGUCAAGUAAAAUGUCUGUCUCUUUUUGAAACAAGGCUCCUUGUCUCAUUGUUUUUACUUGAAGAUAGAAAAAUGUGGUUUGGCUGCUCAAAGACAAAGGUUGUAGUUUGAAUACUUUUCUGUAGUCAUAAUGUUAUCUCACAGACCUGUUAAUUUUUUACCUGCAGCAGAAAACACUUUUAAGAAUUGCACGAACAGCGAAAAUGAAAUGCCUAUUUCCUCCUCUUAAGCUUUUUUUUGGGAUCAGAACUCCAAUUUUUUUAUUUCACUAUGUCAUUAUUAGAAAGUUUCACUAAGGCGCUUUUUAAUUAUUAUUUUUUUUUACCCAAAAUGUUUGGUAUAAGGAAAGUGCCUUUAAUUCUGUGUAAAGAAGUUUUGUAUUUCCAAGAGGUCAAACCAGUUUUCCCGCCCUGCAUAAGGCUGGAGAUCCAUCAUGCGCUUUGCAUCGACUCACUGAAGGUCAGUGUGAGCAAGUUUGGGGUUUAAUUAAAUCCAGUGUUGAACUGACUUUCAAACUUUCUUCACUUUUUACUUUUGUUCAUCAUUCACCUAUUGCUUAAGGAUAUGGGGUGCAUAAAUCUGACAUAGGACUGGGUCAAUUGGUCAACUUUAGUAAACCAAUUGACAAACAAGAUGUUCUCCUUUUCUCCUGUUUUAUAUGAUUAUCAGAUAGUUGUUAAAGAUGUAGGACGAGGAAGAAAAGUACAUUUGAGGAUGUUCUUGGAGACUAAUGCGCACAACUCUUCUGUAUCUGGUAACAUUUCAUCGUAAAUAAUCUAUGUGCAGCUCUACUUGUUUCCAUCAUACUACCACUUGUAGGGAGAGACAAUUAAAGGAACAGCUGGAGAUGGAGAACACACAAAGCAUUACAUUUACAAAGGGAGGCCCUUAAGUAAUGUUCCCUCAUUCCCCUUGAAUACCUCGCUGCAGCCCUGACAACACAAUCCAGAUAUAUGCACUGAAACGGCAUUCAAUUUAAAG